Molecule: messenger RNA, 918 nt
Organism: Brachypodium distachyon (stiff brome)
Lineage: Eukaryota; Viridiplantae; Streptophyta; Magnoliopsida; Poales; Poaceae
Exons: 5
Coding region: 1-918 (305 amino acids)
Source: RefSeq, a predicted model, not a curated record
AUGCCUCGCACAGAUAAGGAGUCGGCUGCCGAGUCGGGGAAGGGUGGCCAGGACCGGGGCUCCGCCAGGCCAGAGGACUUGGACUCCGACGAUUCCUCACUGGACGUCGGAGGAGACUCAGGGUCGUGCUGGAGGGGGACGAGGACGAAGACGACGUCCCCCUGGUCUUCAAGGAAGAGGGGGCAGGCCAGUACUUCGCCGGCGGCCCCGGCCAAGAAACCCCGCCCGACGUCGGGCGGCGGUGACAAGGACGCCGCUGAUGUGGCUGUUACUGCGGCGGCAGCUGCCGCUAGGGACACAAGGGUCCCCGACCCGAGCUUGCAGGGCACCGGCCCGACAAGAGGUGUUCUUCGUGCAGUAGCCGGGGAUGUCCGAGCUGCGCCCGCGCCCAACGAGGUGCGGGAAAUCAACGUCACCGGCGAGGUCGACGAUGAUGCUCCGGAGGAGGUUGCCUCAGCGGGGGACGCGACUGCUGCCGCAGGGAGCGCCACGCAGACGGCGCCAUCUGCGGCAAGUGACAUGGGGCAGCCUCUGCCGGCCGAGGCAUGCAGCAGCGCCCUGGAGAAGCCCCUGAGCCCCCAGCCCGCCCCUUUGCGCCUCUGUCGCGAGGUCGGAGAGCUAGAGACGGUGGCUGCGACGGCAGCCGAAUCGUCAGCGCGCCUGGAGAAGGAGCUGCAAGACCAGGCUCGUUCCCGGGAGUGCGAGCUGGCGGGGCAGCUCAAGGCCGCCCAGGAUGCUGGCUCGUCCCUUCAGGGCGAGUGUGACAUGGCGCAGCAGGAGCUCUGGUUCAUCGACGAGGACAACACCAAUAAGGCGUCCGAGAUCGAUGAAGAAGAGGCCAAGACCCAUUGGGAAGCGGUACAAGGCGUGGUGGAUGAGAUGGUGGCGCGGAUGCAGAGCAAGGCUGAUGAAGCUUAA